Xiphophorus couchianus (Monterrey platyfish) is the source of this 1278-nucleotide messenger RNA. RefSeq names its product transforming protein RhoA. The transcript is spliced from 5 exons. Gene Ontology annotation, molecular function: GTP binding; GTPase activity. Bases 137 to 718 code for a protein of 193 amino acids. The record is from RefSeq and is a predicted model, not a curated record. Lineage: Eukaryota; Metazoa; Chordata; Actinopteri; Cyprinodontiformes; Poeciliidae. Gene Ontology annotation, biological process: small GTPase-mediated signal transduction.
GUCAGUUUUGAACUGUUUAGUUGUCCCCACCCCCUCACUUCCCUCCUGUUAAUCCUCUAGCAUCAGCAGCAGACACCGAGGCUAACAAAGCGCUACUUUGACUUCAGUUCAACAAUCUUCUAACCAAUCACUACCGAUGGCAGCAAUUAGGAAAAAGCUGGUUAUAGUGGGAGAUGGAGCCUGUGGGAAGACCUGCCUGCUCAUUGUAUUCAGCAAGGACCAGUUUCCUGAAGUCUAUGUGCCCACAGUGUUUGAGAACUACGUCGCUGACAUUGAAGUUGACGGAAAACAGGUUGAAUUAGCGCUCUGGGACACAGCAGGUCAAGAGGACUAUGACCGACUCCGUCCACUCUCUUAUCCAGACACUGAUGUCAUACUCAUGUGCUUCUCCAUCGACAGCCCAGACAGUCUUGAGAACAUCCCUGAGAAGUGGACCCCUGAGGUGAAACACUUCUGCCCCAACGUUCCCAUCAUACUGGUGGGAAAUAAAAAGGAUUUGCGUAACGAUGAUCACACUCGGAGGGAGCUAGCUAAAAUGAAGCAGGAACCCGUGAAACCAGAAGAUGGCCGGGAUAUGGCCAACAGGAUCGGUGCCUUCGGAUACAUGGAGUGCUCUGCAAAAACAAAGGAUGGCGUGAGGGAAGUGUUCGAGAUGGCCACCAGGGCUGCACUACAGGCCAGGCGGGGAAAGAAGAGCAAUAAAUGCGUCCUACUGUAAACUGGGGCAUGAGGACUGCUUCCUGCAGGGGGUAGAAGGAGAAUUAGGUCAACCCUACCCCCAGAUAAACACACACAAAGACUGCUCUCCCCUGUUUUUACUAAAGGUGUAAUGCUUCUACUGUUUUGUCUUAAGCAAAAGUAGUCAGGUCAUCAGUAUUCAACUUUAAGGUUAUGGAAAAUACUUUUUUGUACUUUUAACAUGAGUCAAAUUUGCCAUAAUGAAAGCUCCUUAAACAUGUUGUAUGUAAUUGUAAAGGUCACCCCAGGGUGCUGUUGUGUCAUACUUGCCAACUACAGUUAAGUGCUUAAGCCCUGCCUGCUGAUCUGAGGAAUGUGUCCACAGCCAACUAGGGUGAAGAACCUGCACACUGUGACCUGUAGUCCUUUAACUAUUCCAACAAACUGAGGCACGCAGCGAGUCUAAACCCGGCAGCGUGCCUCCUAAUAUUAAAAACAAUCCUCUGUGCAUUGUGAUCCAAUGCACACUAUUAUACUGGAAACUGGUUUUGCUAAAAACACAAGUGUUUUGUGUAAUAAAUUACUUUGUAAGAAUCUUGA